Molecule: messenger RNA, 852 nt
Organism: Propithecus coquereli (Coquerel's sifaka)
Lineage: Eukaryota; Metazoa; Chordata; Mammalia; Primates; Indriidae
Gene: SAP30
Product: Sin3A-associated protein, 30kDa
Exons: 3
Coding region: 256-852 (198 amino acids)
Biological process (GO): regulation of DNA-templated transcription
Cellular component (GO): histone deacetylase complex
Molecular function (GO): protein binding; transcription coregulator activity
Source: RefSeq, a predicted model, not a curated record
UCCAUGUGACAGAGAGUGGGGUCCCCACCUCCAAGCGCCGCUCGACUCUGUCCGGGCCCCUAGAACUGUGCACUGUUUCGGCGCCAACAGAUAGCAGGCCGGGAACCUUGGGUGUGCGGUCGUGCCGCCGCCGAACUUGGCGUGCAGAGCGAAUUGCCGUCGCCGGGCGGGUGCCUGAGGGACCCGGCGGCGAGAGGCGGAGCGGCGGGGCGAGCGCGGAUUUCUGUCAGCGCCGGCGCCCCGGAGCGCGGAGACAUGAACGGCUUCACGCCCGAGGAGAUAAGCCGCGGUGGAGACGCCGCCGCCGCAGUGGCCGCCGUGGUCGCAGCAGCGGCCGCCGCCGCCUCGGCGGGGAACGGGACCGGCGCGGGCUCCGGGGCCGAGGUGCCCGGCGCCGGGGCGGUCUCGACAGCCGGGCCCCCGGGAGCUGUGGGGCCGGGCCCUGGGCAGCUGUGCUGCCUGCGGGAGGACGGCGAGCGCUGCGGCCGGGCGGCGGGCAACGCCAGCUUCAGCAAGCGGAUCCAGAAGAGCAUCUCCCAGAAGAAGGUGAAGAUCGAGCUGGACAAGAGCGCAAGGCAUCUUUAUAUAUGUGAUUAUCAUAAAAACUUAAUUCAGAGUGUUCGAAACAGAAGAAAGAGAAAAGGGAGUGAUGAUGAUGGAGGUGAUUCACCUGUUCAAGAUAUUGAUACUCCAGAGGUUGAUUUAUACCAAUUACAAGUAAAUACACUUAGGCGAUACAAAAGACACUUCAAGCUACCAACCAGACCAGGACUUAAUAAAGCACAACUUGUUGAGGUAUAUAUGAGUUUUAAGCUAUUUAAACUAGAGUUCGUUUGCACAAACAAGGGAUGA